Molecule: messenger RNA, 2512 nt
Organism: Pteropus alecto (black flying fox)
Lineage: Eukaryota; Metazoa; Chordata; Mammalia; Chiroptera; Pteropodidae
Gene: CUNH15orf61
Product: chromosome unknown C15orf61 homolog
Exons: 3
Coding region: 1-522 (173 amino acids)
Source: RefSeq, a predicted model, not a curated record
AUGGCUCCACCUAAAAACUUUUUAAAAUUAUUAUCCGAUAGGGAAUCUCAAAAGGCCCUGCGGAGGGCCCACGAGGCCGCGCUCCGACUGCUCCUGUGCGGGCCCUGGGCCUCGGGCGCUGCCUCCCACCCGAAGCCCCGUGCCUCGGAGGUGCUGACGCGGCACCUGCUGCAGCGGCGCCUGCCGUACUGGACCUCCUUCUGCGUGCCCUACAGCGCCGUCCACAACGACCAGUUCGGCCUCUCGCACUUCAACUGGCCCGUGCAGGGCGCCAACUACCAUGUUCUGCGCACCGGCUGCUUCCCCUUCAUCAAAUACCACUGCUCCAAGGCCCCCUGGCAGGAUCUGGCCCGGCAGGACCGGUUCUUCACGGCGCUCAAGAUCGUCAACCUCGGUAUUCCAACUUUAUUAUAUGGACUUGGCUCCUGGUUAUUUGCUAGAGUCACAGAGACUGUGCAUACCAGUUAUGGACCAAUAACAGUUUAUUUUCUAAAUAAAGAAGAUGAAGGUGCCAUGUAUUGAAAGUGUGCAUUGGAGAGCAUAAAUAUUAGUGGAUUUUCUCUAGUGUGUAUGUGCAAUAUUUAUUUUUGAUCCUUUAAAAUAAAACUUCUGCAAACACCUUGUUCUUUUUAUGAUGUCUGAUACUUUAGGAUGAAUCAUUGCCCUCAAGAGGCAAAGCUUUUCAUACAUCGUUAUAGAUUACAUACUCUCUUUAGCCAAUGGGAACUCGAAACACAUGAAACUUAUACCAAUUUUUCCCUAGAAGUAGAUUACAGAUAAAAAAUGAUUAUAAUAUAUAUUUAGAUCCUACAGUUAGGUAUUAACAAAUUCUCUUUAAAGAGAAAAUAUAGAAACCCACACUAAGAAGAAAGGGGAAAAAUCUUUUAUAUAACACUGGAAAAUAUAGAGGAUUUUAGGAUAUAUGGUAGAGAGAAUAUAUAUCAUUGACAGAUCCAAAACUGAUGAGAAUUCUAACUGCAAUCUAAAAUCUAAACCAUUCAGUUGCUAAGAUUUUAAAUGGAAAUGUGUUAAAGCCCUUGUGCCAUUUACCUGGACGACAGGUCUGGGUAUAAUGUUGAAACUUCUUAUUGCAUAAAGAAUCCAAUACCAACUACUUUUUAAAGUAUAAUAAUAACUGGUUAAUGUAAAUGCAACAAGAUGAAUGAAAUUAAGACAUUAAAAGUUAAAAUAGCAUGCUGACAAAGCUGUAAGAAUAAGAUCUAGAAAGACCCAGAAAAAUAAAUUUGAUAACUAUUUAUAAAAGCAAUUAGCCGAAAUGGUACAUAUCCAUAGACUUAUUGGCAAUGCGAAGUGGGCUGAAAUUUUAAAGACCUGAUGGCAGUUUUGCAUUAGAAUUUUAUUAAGUUAAUUGCAUUUUUGAAAGCAAAGUCAUUAAAAAAAAUUUAUCCUUGGGGGUAGCUACAAAAUACCCAGACGAAUGGUAAAUUUCAGAAAUUUGGAGUAAUUUAGGGAGAACUAAGUAGAACUAUUUAAUUUCUAAACCAAUGAGUGUUUAAGAUUUAUGAUCUCCCAUAAUUACAAACAUACAUUAUAUAUCAUUUUAUGUUAAUGUGGUGUUGAUACUCUAUAACAUUCACACAUUUUUGUAGCAAAAUAUAAAAUUCAAUCUAACCAACAUUUGGGUGCUUGCUUCUGCCAAAUCAGUAGAGAAUGAGUGGAAAUGAUUGAGGUGAAAGCACAGAAUCAUGAAGCAAUACAAACUGGCUUUGUUAAAGGUAGUCAUUUUAAAUAAGCUACAGAGAGUGAACUGUUCUUCAAAUAUAUGUAGUGCUCACUUGUCUAAAACCAAUUCUAAGUAACACUUUAAUCAAAGAAGUACUUAUGCCAAUAUAUUUAGUCCAGAAGAAUAUACUUGACACUAGUUAAAUGAAUGGCUUACACAAAGGAGACAGUGUUACAUUAAGCUUCAUUAAUAAUAAAACUGACUAUUAGCAUUUUGCAAAGAAGGCUAGAACUGAUUUUCUCUGUAAUGGACAAAGUUAAAUAACUAUAGCUCAUAAGUUUUAAGUCAAAUACUGCUCAUUCAUUGCUGGUCUUGUCAAUACUUGUUGUAAAGGUUUGGUCUCAACACAAGGCUGAUAAAAUGGUUUUUAAUUACCAGACUAUAAAUAACAGCUUUUCAGUAGAGUUGCACUUCUUUUCACACUGGCCCAUUUGAUUUCUGAUAAUUUGUACUGCUGACUCUGCUUACUUGUUUUUCAAUAGCUAUCGUCAGUGUGACUUCAUGUCCAUAUAGUGAUAGGUAAGUCUCCUUGGAGAACAUCUUUGACAAACUACCCUAUUGAUCUCUGUAAUUCUCUGCUGCUUGCAGCAUUAAAUAGAACCUUGAUUCCUUGUCUGAUGUGCUGUGUAACAAUUAAGCAAAUGUAAUAUUUUCUUGUAUUACAUGAAAAUCAAUAGACCUCUUGCUCUCGUGGAGUUGAUCAUGGUGAAGGAUGAACUCAGUGAUGGCUAAGGGCAUGGUUCAAAUAUUAAAAUAUCAUUCAUUGGA